UCUGUCUUCAGUAGUUUAAAAUACACUGAUCUUCUUGUCACUCCACAAACAGGAUGAGAACUUCAAUAGCUGCCGUUUUGCUUGUCGCAGCUGUGGCCACACUGCAAAUUGCAGCUGUGACUGGAGAUGAUAUCAUCAAUGGGAGAAAAGCUUCCAUAAAUUCCUUGCAAUAUAUGGUGUCAGUGCAGGCCGAUAAAAAACAUAAUUGUGGAGGAUUUCUGAUUUCCCCGAAAUAUGUUCUUACAGCAGCACACUGCCAUAGUGAAAACAUGACAGUCGUCCUCGGUGACCAUAACAUCGGUCCAGGGAAAAAUCUCGAAAGAUACGAGGUGGUUCGCACAUUCAAGAAAUCAUUCACAAAUGUACUGAAGGGCGAUGACAUCAUGCUUCUGAAGCUCGGCAGGGAAGCAGUUUUGGGAGGAAACGUGAAAACGGUGAAAAUUGCAGAUAAACGCCACCGUGUUAAACGCGGUACAAAGUGUUUGGUUGCAGGAUGGGGUAAAACUAAAGAGGCAGAAAAUGUUACCGACGAUGUUACCGACUUUGAACGUAUCCACUGUUGACAUCCGCGAGUGCAGGAAAGCAUGGAAGAAAACAGAUGUAAAAAUACUCCCACCAAACAUAAUCUGCGCUGGGGGAUAUAA
Molecule: messenger RNA, 644 nt
Organism: Triplophysa dalaica
Lineage: Eukaryota; Metazoa; Chordata; Actinopteri; Cypriniformes; Nemacheilidae
Product: granzyme-like protein 2
Exons: 4
Coding region: 54-563 (169 amino acids)
Biological process (GO): proteolysis
Molecular function (GO): serine-type endopeptidase activity
Source: RefSeq, a predicted model, not a curated record